ACAUACUGAAAACAUGAAGGUGGUCAUCGCUCAUCUUCUGGCUGCUCUGUGCUUUGAGGGGAUGAAUGCACAGUGUCCUGACCCAAGCACACUGAAAGAUAAUGAGGGAAACAAGCUCUGCACCCGUAUGUUUGAACACAGCAGUUACUACUAUGACAUGAGCUGCUAUGGCGGGUUCUUGGAUGUUUAUCCUAAUGACGAUGAGCCCAUCAUUCCAAGGGCUUGGAAUGACCGUAUUUCCUCACUUGUGGUCGGCAAGUCCUGCAGCCUGACAGUGUGGUCUCGAUCCAAGAAGCAAGGAACGAAGAAGAAGUUUUCUGCUGGUAUUGUGCACCACCUUAAAGAAGUGAAGAAAGGCCUGUUUGGAGACUGGAAUUGAUUCAGUCUCUGGAUACUACUGCACAUGCUAGACAUGAAACCAGGCCAAGGACAGAAACUCAAAACACAUUUACAGUUAAUGAAACAAUGUUACGGCUGUAAAUGCUUGUAAAUGUAUGUUUUCAGAUGUUCAAGUUCUGCACAAGAAGUGUAUUAAACCACUCGUUUCUGUGCAAGUGAUGCAGAAACCUUUUAAA
Messenger RNA from Xyrauchen texanus (razorback sucker), 575 nucleotides. RefSeq names its product syncollin-like. Gene Ontology annotation, cellular component: secretory granule membrane. The record is from RefSeq and is a predicted model, not a curated record. The transcript has a single exon. Gene Ontology annotation, biological process: exocytosis. Bases 14 to 379 code for a protein of 121 amino acids. NCBI's taxonomy places the organism in Eukaryota, Metazoa, Chordata, Actinopteri, Cypriniformes, Catostomidae.